AUGAUUUUCAGCCUAUUUCUGAAUAGCCUCUCAGAGCUUUAUCUGAGCUUCUGCUCAGAAUCUUUAAAUUGUUACCGCACCCUAACUUACCUCUGUGUGUUGGGGUUGCUCCUCCUCUUCUUCCCUUCCCCGGUGAAAAUUCUAUUAACCAAAAUCUUCUGGAAAAAUGAACAUACACAAAAGCAUCAGUAUCAGGGCAGAAGAUCCAAGAGAAGGAGGAAAGGUGGGACACAGAAAGGUAGAAGAUACUCCCAGAGGGAAGAAGAGGAUAAAAAGUUGCUUAUUUCUUUCCUUAAAAGCUUUGUAUCUCUUGUCUCCUGCAGCCCCUUGGGCCAGCGUCAUGAUUCUACCCGCUUUCGUCAACUUUUAUGUCCAGAUCCUUCCUGUGAGGUAUGUAAUGAUGCAACUACUGAGAUGGAUCAGUUUCUGUCCUCAUUGGCCCUGGAAGAUGCUACUCUCUCUGUGUCCCCUUCGGCUUCUGCAGCUCCUGUGACUGAGCCAUCAUUCACUCAGUCCCCUGCCUUCUCAGCAGUCCCUCCAAGAGACCUAAUAUCACCUGACCUGCCUGAGCCUUUUCCACCACCACUGCCUUCCAAUAUCUUUCCUAACCCAGUGACACCCUUAAGUCACUUUCCAUUACCAUCAUCACAGCUUCGCUCUCUGCCAGCAGACAAUUUAUCUCUCUUGACAUCUGACUUUCCAGUGCAUCAUUCUCUUACCACACACAGUACUAAGACUAUGGAUGCUACUGUUCAAUCAGAAGCCUCUCUGAUCCUGAAUACCAUCUUCAUUGACUCCUCCAUUAUCCAAGAUACCAACCCCUUUCAAGGUAAUUCCACAGAAUCUGUUACUUUUCAUCAUGCCCAACCCACCUUGUCUGUUUCACAACCACACUACAGUUUAACUGUGACUCGACCUAAACCUAUUCACAUCUCAUCCAAGCCUGUUCUGGAGAACUCAUCUCUAGACAGCACUGGAGCAUUGGCCACUUAUGCCCCUCAAGGCUCUGACCAUCCAAGCCUGUCAAUUUCACACUUCCCUUCUCAGAAAGCUCGUGCCAGAGAUCCGUUGAAGUCCACCUUGACACGUGAUUUCUAUCAAGUUCAGGAUGUGGGGUAUGACUCUGACAAAGACUUAAACUCCUACACAAUGAGUCUGACAGGAGCAAAUACCAUGAUGCCAGGCCAGAAUGUGAUGCAGAGAAAACAAGAAAAUGCCCGGAAAAUACAUUUGAGGAGGAAGUCAAAGGAAAUCAGUGAACGUCAGCUCCCUGCAAGUAUGCUUAGUCCAUGGCAUGCUAUCCAAGAGGCACUUUCUGUGAAUUCACUUGUAGAAAUAAAACAGAUAAGUUUGGCACCAGCAGUAGGUAGGGAAUAUAGACUGAACACGUGCCAGAAGCUUUACUUCCUUAAGGCUGGUUCCCAGGAGAUUUUGGAAGCCCACAUUACCAAGUUUUAUUUGAGGAUGGUAAGUGGCCUUCCCCCUAAAGUCCUUGAAUCCAUUGAAAUAUUUAGAUUGAAAGAUGCUUCCUCCUAUUCCCAGUAUGAUUCCAAAUCCUCCUCAACCAACUUGAUAGAUGAUGUGGUCUCCAUAUCAGGGGGCUUCAGGCCCCUUCAAGGUAGCUCUGCUACCUCACUUGUGGGCAAUGAAGGACAGGGGAUCCUGAGACAAGUGCCCUCUGAAAUCUCCCAUGGGGUGAGAAUUCUGGAUGCUGGACCUACUCCUGUGCCUGUGGAAAACACCAUCAUUGGCAAAGCAAGUCAGGAACAUUCUCCAAGAGCCAAAGUUCUCCCCUUAAAGCUGCUCAUAAGACAAUCCCAGGCUGAACAUGUGCUAAAAGAUCAGAGUGCAAAUUCCAGAAAGGUUGAAGAGGAAAUGAAAUCAGAAAUUGUCUCCAUGCCCAAUGUGCCCAGGGCUGAGGAGCUCAAUGCUCUUCAAUCCAAAAUGAGUGACAUUUUAACCACCAGCAAGCUGGAAAUCUCCCAAAGGCUAACUGUGAGUGAGAAUAAAGGAGUAAUGAUUGUGAAAACUGAAAACCUUCCAGCAGAAACAUCAGUUCUGCAAGAUCGUAACUCAGCAGACCUUCAGAACCAACUAAUUUCUGAGUUAAAGUCAAAGAUAGAGAAGAGGAAGCAGAGUCAGGCCCAAGGCCAGUAUACUCAUGUGUCUCAUGCCUCAGACAGAUUAACUUACACAGCCUCCCUGACUCAUGAUCAGGGUGUCUCCAGUGUGGACAAGGCAGCUCACCGGGAGCUGCAUGUCCAUUUGGGAAACACAGGAGCCAGUAUAAAGCAGCCACAGGAAGCUCACAUCCCCAAGAAUAUCUUAAGAUUAUGCCAGGAUAAGAAUUUCCCAACUGCUACAAAGAAAGAGAGGCCCACAGGGUUCAAACCAGAGGAUCUUGCUAGAGGGAAUGCAGGGUUGAGAACAUCCCAACCAGGAAGGAAGAGAUUUCCUACUCAGGACCUGCCAUUAAAGGAGAAGCUUGGGACCAAGUCUCCCCAGACCCCAUCACAGAAGGCACAACCUCCUCCAGAAAGCCUGUUAAGAAAACAAAUGAACCGUAUUUUUCAAAAGCUUUAUCUUUGGAAAAUGUACAAACAGCAAAAAUACUCUCAGGAAAAGGGCAACACCGUAUCAUCUACCCAGAACCGAGGCCCAGUUAAAAGUAGAGCAGAUAUUGGGAGUUUUCUAGAGGCGAAAUUUGGGCGUCCGAGUCCAGUAGAUAUAACCUGCCCUCAGGAGCCCACUCCCUCUGCAGUGAAGUUUGCAAAAGCUCCACAGAAGGUACCAGUGUGGUCCCAGGCAGGGCCUGUCCAGGGACAUCCUUUUCACUCCAGUGCUGGCUCCCAUAAAGUGACAAAUACCAAUACCUUCCCCCAAGCUGACUUCAGGGACAAGGACAGACACCCCCGGAGAGUUGUGGCAGUAAAUAACCAGAUAUAUCAGAAGCAAUUCCAAUCUGUGCCCUGCAAAGGGCGUGUGCCCCGUCCAAGACCGACCUUUAGGCCUCCAACUGCCCAGUGGGCUCAGGCUGCUCUCACCACCGCCGUAUCCACGGUGUUCAGAGAUCCGUCUCUACGAGUAAGACAGAAUAUGAUUCUGGAUAUUUUCAAGAGAAGAGACUUUACCACAACAAUAUAA
Molecule: messenger RNA, 3144 nt
Organism: Pipistrellus nathusii (Nathusius's pipistrelle)
Lineage: Eukaryota; Metazoa; Chordata; Mammalia; Chiroptera; Vespertilionidae
Source: the annotation of a GenBank genome assembly